AUGCGUCCCAAGGCGCGCCUGGGGCGGCAGGCAUGGCAGGAAGCGGUCAGCUUCCUUUAUGGACCGAGGGCGAGACCCAGCAUUGCCAGCUACACCUCCGUCACGUCUGCCUGCUCCAAGAGCCUCAAAUGGGCGCUGGCCGCCUCGCUCCUGGAAGAAGCCCAGCGCAGCCUGGAUCGAUCGCAGUGGAGAGAGGACGCGGCAGCCGCAGCCCCAACAAGGCAAUCGGUGCGGCCGUCGCUGCUGAAGAAUCGGGUGGCCAAGGACUUGUUGGCGCGGUUUGCCUUCGUGGGCAUCUUCAUCGUGGAGAAUGUGCUGCAUGCGGUGCAUUUCGAGUUCGAGGUGGACAACAUGGUACUGCCUGCCGUCGCCCCGCUGCCCCGGGAAUUCGCGGUGAGCCUUCAUUUGGUUCACAUCAUCUUCGGGCUCUUUGGCGCGGUCUUCGUCCUGGUCUCCGGCUUCGACACGGCAGGGCACACAGCGCUUACGAAGGGCACCUCCAUGAUGCUGGUCUUCAUGGGCACCAUCACCUGGACCUGGUGGAUCAACCGCCAGGGUGUACUUUAUUGGCACCUGGACGAGUAUCCGUUCUGGGACACCCGAUGCUCUGCGGACAAGCGGAACCGCACGGUGCACAUCCUGAAGAACAUCUCCAUCGUUGGAGCACUGACCAUCUACCAGCAGUUGGCGAAAUACGAAGCGCAGGACAUUGGCGGACCGCCAUCGUUCUUAGAAGGUCUGGUGACAGCCUUGCGGCCCUGGACCUUUGCAGCGAUCCUGGGUCCGCAGCUGGUGCUACUGGCGGCUCUCAGGUGCCUGCUCCACUUUGAGCUGCCGGGCUACGUCACAGUCUUCGCCCUAAUUCUGUCCCUCAUUGCAGUGCAAGCGACGGCAAAUUUGGUGAAUUCCUACAUGGACUUCAAGAAAGGCAUUGACAAGGCAGAGACUGCAGGCGAUCGAACUCUGGUGGACAAUUUGGUGUCGCCCUUCACGCUGAAGGCGCUCACAGCCUUCAGCCUAAGUUGUUGGCUCAGCUUCUUCCUGUGGUCCGUGAGCACCAAUUUCAGUUCCACCGUGCUGGGCUGGGCCACCGCGGGCACAGUCCUGGCACUAGGCUACACUGCUGGCCCGGCACCGCUGAAGUACUUGGGACUCGGCGACCUCACUGUGCUGAUCUGCUUCGGCCCCGGCGUCAUCGCCUACAGCUCCGCGGUGCUCAUCGGCUCGGUGCCCUGGGGCGGCCUGAUCUUCACGCUGCCGCCGGCGCUCUACGUCGUGGCCAUCCUGCACGCCAACAACUACCGAGACAUCGACAUGGACAGUCAAGCAGGUGCCAGGACUGUGGCGGUGGUCUUGGGUCCAAAGGCCUCUUUGAUCUACUACUACGCGCUGCUUCUGGGAUCUCAUGCACUUGCCUUAUUCGCAGGAUGGAGCUAUGGCUGUCACGGCACUGCCGCCACACUCUUCGUUCUGCCCCAGUCCUUAUGGCUCUGCUUCCGAAUACAUCGUCCUGCUUUGUUGAGGGACCAGGACGAGGAGACGGCCAAGACCAUGAUGAUGUUCAGCGUCGCCCUGGCAGUGGGCAUCAUCACAAUGCCGCAGACCAUCGCUGCUUUACCCAUGGCGGUCUCUGGUUUGGUGGUUUUCGUUUUGAAGGUCUUCGCCGAUUAG
Messenger RNA from Effrenium voratum, 1671 nucleotides. The record is from the annotation of a GenBank genome assembly. NCBI's taxonomy places the organism in Eukaryota, Dinophyceae, Suessiales, Symbiodiniaceae.